AGUCACGUGAGUUGUUUGAGUCAAAGGACAGCGGUGCUGUUCUAAAGUAGUGUGUGUCUGCGUGUGUUUUUAAGUGUACUUACUAUUUAACACCUUUUGCUUAAUGUGUCGUACGCUCUUUUGGAUUAAUCUUCUGACCAGACCCUCUAAUGCUUACGCGUUGCUAUCGUCUAAGUUGGUAAAUCUUAAUAUUCUUCUCUCAGUCUAAUUGACAGCAGUUGAUCUUCGGCAGGUCGAGCGCGUUGAAUCUUAAUGUAAACAAACCCCGGUUCGCGGUCGAUAAUUUGCCGUUUUCAUAUACAAACUCGUCUGGAAUAACCGUCAGCGGAUUUCACUAACCUGUCAAGUGUGUUUGAGUCAGCGGGAGAUGAUUCGGCCGUGUAGUCAGGCCUUGGACUAAAGUUGAAGUCGUUUAAUUGAGUCUGUCAGAGUGUCAGAUUCGUUGCGAGGCCUUAUAUCUGUGGAUGAGGAAGUGAACGGACCGAGCUCACCCAGGAGAAAGGAUCCCAUUUCAUGGGUGAAUCCUCUUUCCUUUACUCCUGGGUGAACCGGUGAUCUGUCAAAAUGGAUGAGCAGGAGGCCCUGAAUUCCAUCAUGCAAGACCUGGUGGUGCUGCAUCGAUCCAGUCGACCAUCUGGUCUGCCUGACCUGUCCAAACCCAAGGCCUCCUCUCCUAAGAACCAGAAUGAUGUAAGGGUGAAGUUUGAGUACAGAGGAGAGAAGAGGAUCCUGCAGUUCCCUCGACCUGUCAGUCUUGAAGAUCUGAGCGCCAAAGCUAAAGUAGCAUUUGGGCAGAGCAUGGACCUGCAUUACACCAAUAAUGAGCUUGUGAUUCCAUUGAGUACUCAGGAUGAUCUGGAUAAAGCCGUGGAGCUUUUGGAUCGAUCAGUGCAUAUGAAGAGCCUAAAAAUCCUGCUAGUGCUCCCCUCCUGUACUCAGAACUCUGUUCCCAGUAAGGACCUGUUGCCAGCUCACGAGAACUUGGACAACACAGACUUCAGUGUUGCAGAUAAAAAGAACAUGCUGGCACUCAUAGGUUCUCAGUCAACCGAUCGUAGUUCUCCUCCUCCAGGCUAUAUUCCUGAUGCUCUUCAGCAGGUGGCCAGAAACGGCUCUUUCACAAGCAUCAACAGUGAGGGCGAGUUCAUACCAGAGAGCAUGGACCAGAUGCUGGACCCUUUGUCUAUGAGUAGUCCUGAGAAUUCAGCGUCAGGCAGCUGUCCUUCACUGGACAGUCCACUUGAUAGUGAUACCUACCCUAAAUCCCGUAUGCCUCGAGCACUGAGCUACCCUGAUAACCAUCAAGAGUUCCCUGAGUACGAUAUACCAGUGUUUGAAAAAUCAGGGAAGGGAGGAACCUAUCCAAGGCGAUAUCCCAUCUCGUUUGGUCUCCACGACUACAGCGACGGGCGAAAGACCUUUCCCAGGGCACGGCGGACACAGGCUCAUGGUUUUCGUUCUCCAGUGAGUUUCAGCCCAACAGAGCAGCAGAGCCCCAGCACUAGCAGCGGAAGCAGCAUCUUUACUCCUGAGCUAGAGGAACCGGGGCGCAGACGCCGUGGCAGCGACAUCGAGCCCAGUUCUAACCCCACUCUCUCAGUCAUGGACAUCAGCCCUCCGAGCCGCUCUCCUCGAGCUCCCACAAACUGGCGCCUAGGGAAGCUUUUGGGGCAAGGAGCAUUCGGGUGAGUGUUUCUUUGCUAUGACGCAGAUACCGGCAGAGAACUGGCUGUUAAACAGGUGCAGUUUGACCCGGAUAGCCCAGAAACCAGCAAGGAGGUGAGCGCUCUGGAGUGCGAGAUUCAGCUGCUGAAAAAUCUGUUCCAUGAGCGCAUUGUUCAGUACUACGGCUGUUUGCGGGACACGCAUGAAAGAACUCUUUCCAUUUUUAUGGAGUACAUGCCUGGGGGCUCCAUUAAAGACCAGCUGAAGUCUUACGGUGCUUUGACGGAGAACGUCACACGCAAGUAUACACGUCAGAUACUAGAAGGCGUGUGCUACCUGCACAGUAACAUGAUCGUCCAUAGAGAUAUCAAAGGUGCCAAUAUCCUUCGGGACUCUGCAGGUAACGUGAAGCUGGGUGACUUUGGAGCGAGUCGGCGGCUUCAGACCAUCUGCCUGUCUGGAACGGGCAUUAAGUCAGUGACAGGUACACCUUAUUGGAUGAGCCCGGAGGUCAUCAGCGGAGAGGGGUACGGCAGGAAAGCAGAUAUCUGGAGCAUUGGCUGCACUGUGGUGGAGAUGUUGACCCAGCGGCCACCCUGGGCGGAGUAUGAAGCAAUGGCAGCGAUUUUUAAAAUCGCCACACAGCCCACCAACCCCACUUUGCCGCCUCAUGUGUCGGACCACUGCCGCGAUUUCCUUAAACGGAUUUUUGUGGAAACUAAACAGCGCCCACCUGCUGAGGACCUAUUACGGCACACUUUUGUCCACUAGCCACUCCCCCUUCCAUCUCUGACCAGUCAGAGACUUCCAUAAGUGUCUGUAGGACCAUCCCCUUUUCAGACUCAGGCCUGUGAGCCUCUACUCAGACCAGAGAGCAUAGCGAAGAGGGCCGUGGCCUAAUCUCUCACCACUGCUGGAGCAGAAAGGUGAUUUGGAGCAGCUUGGUUCCGUACGAAAACAUUGCACCUUAAUUUCACUAUCGGUACCCCAAAACAACUUGAGGAUGUUGUCUUUUAAAGGCUUUCUGUUAUUGUUUUUUGUUUUUUUUUAUGUUUUGAUAUCCCCCAUGAUUGUGGAGAGCCUUUGCUCUGGGGAGUCCGGUUGGGUUCUGGAUGCACUGGGUUAAUGCAGGAAGAUCUUGGAAUGUCAACCCCAGAACGAGGCAGGUACGCCAAUACGCUGCUAAAGGGUAAAAGGAAAAAAAAUGAAACGGAACAGAAUAGAUGACAGGAUGCAUGGGACUCUCCAGCCCGGCUGUCAUGGCUUCUAAAAGUUCUCAUUUUCUUGCACAGUCCUAAACAUACACACACACACACACACACCCAAACACGCAAACUCUGAUGGAAGAUCUUACUGUAGAAUAUUUACUCACUAUGCUGUACAAACAUUUGCGUUUGCUGAACUCUCUCUCACCUUCUGAUCACAACCACACACCGGAGUGUAUUGGCUCUCUCUAGUUUUAGGAUUCGUCAGGAUCUUGUACCCGUUUCUGCUUUGUUUCUGUUUUUACUGUGUGCCUUUUUACGACGUCUCCUUGCUCUUUUUUUGGUAUUCUGCUCCGUCUUAAGUGUCCGAUCAUUUUUCUAGAAUUUUAUAGGUUUAAUGCACAGCGACUCGCAAGUCUUUCUGACUUUGUCUGUACAGGAAUUAUUUAGGACCGUUCGGCUCUUCAUACUGUUUCUAGAUCAGCAUAAACAACCUCUGCCUUUUUCCCCCCUCUGGCCCCUCUGCUGGCAAACUGAUCUCGGGUCAGGUUCACCUGUGCAUUCUCUUAACACAGUGCCGUACACUUCAAUCUGAUCAGGUAGGCAGGUUGAAUACACACUCACUCACCAAAGCGGAAAAAAAAAAAAAAAACCCGAACCACACAGGCAGGGUUUAGUGCCUGGACAUUUUUGAUUCAAGUAUAAAUCUCAAGAACAGAGAGUUAGAUUUGAAUAAAGAAAUGGAUUGCUCUCAAUAUGAAAGUUGACACUGUAAGUGCACUUCUAGUGAAGACUACAAAAACAGGAUCUUUUCUGCUGAUAUUUUCCAUACAAGACAUCUGAUGUUUCAAUUCAUCGGAGGUCUUCUUCACUCUAAUGUAUUUCCAUAGGUUUCAGAAUAUGCAGAAUUUCACAAAUCCUAACGACACUCAGCACUUGACAGUACUAACGGUUUGCCUAUAAAUGAACCUCGCUAUCCCAUGCUGCCUUGGGACAGGACGUUUCACCCGUUCACACUCUAUCAAGCACUUGGUUACACGCUUUCUGCUAGUGAACGCUUCUGAAUAUUUUAGUGACGGUCACGUUGCUGUUCAAGACUCAUUCUCUCCUUAACAUAGUGCUGUAGUGCCUGCCUUCAGACGUGGGUGAUUACGUACCUUCUGGGGUUACCCUCAUUCCUUCCUCAAUCUAUUAGGUUUGUCUUCUUUAUUCCUUAUGUCACAAUCUGUCAAUCUUAAUUAGAAAGCUAUUAAUUCUUCCCUUCUCAUAGUUUUGAGAGUAUGGUACUAGCAUAGCAUAUGCGUGUUAAUUUAAUAAUCGUUGAAUGGAACACGAUUAAAAUAUAAGCAGCGAUUUCAUAUUGCUUACUUAUAGUGGCCUGAGAAUAAGAUUAAGCUUCAUACUUGUGGUCCGUUCACACAGGACAUGUCCUUGUUGUGUUCUCUCUCUUAAUUGUUGGUUUGUUUUAACACAUGUGGGUCAAUGACAAUAUUUUUUUUUUUUUUUUUUUU
Molecule: messenger RNA, 4381 nt
Organism: Puntigrus tetrazona (Sumatra barb)
Lineage: Eukaryota; Metazoa; Chordata; Actinopteri; Cypriniformes; Cyprinidae
Gene: map3k2
Product: mitogen-activated protein kinase kinase kinase 2
Exons: 17
Biological process (GO): protein phosphorylation
Molecular function (GO): protein binding; ATP binding; protein kinase activity
Source: RefSeq, a predicted model, not a curated record